This is a messenger RNA of Daphnia magna, 8780 nucleotides long. RefSeq lists its product as uncharacterized. Lineage: Eukaryota; Metazoa; Arthropoda; Branchiopoda; Diplostraca; Daphniidae. Gene Ontology annotation, molecular function: protein binding; NAD+ nucleosidase activity; DNA-directed RNA polymerase activity. The transcript is spliced from 28 exons. The coding region runs from base 426 to 8693 and encodes 2755 amino acids. The record is from RefSeq and is a predicted model, not a curated record. Gene Ontology annotation, cellular component: dendrite. Gene Ontology annotation, biological process: DNA-templated transcription; negative regulation of MyD88-independent toll-like receptor signaling pathway; response to axon injury.
UUUUAUUCAGUUGCCAAGCUGACUCGGUCUAGAGAGGAAGCCAGUGUUUGUGCCUCUCUCUUCUUUAAGGAUAUAUUAAAGUGUCUUGUUGUUUUUUUUCUUCGGUGCGUGUCGGCGGCCAAUCAGCAGCGAGCAGCACGUGCGCAUUCAGUUUAUCAUCAUAUCCUCUUCUUGGAAAUAAAAACAACAAGAAGAAGGAAACCGAAAGCUUCAGAAAUCCAGGCUUUCAUAAGGAAAAAGGAGAAAGAAGAUACUGUGCCACUUGACUCGCCGGAAGUGGGGGCUGGGUUGCCAAUAGGACAAAAAAGAUUUUUGGCAAAAAAGCAAAACAAAAAGAACACAAUGGGAGAAAUAGGGCAUUUGAUAUGAGCUGAUAGUUCCUGGAAACUCUCUUUCUCUCUCUCUCUUUGAUUUGAGGGAGGCAAAUGAGAGAAAAAAGAGAGAAAGAGAUGUGCGAGUGUAGUAAGCGGCACCUGCAGCGGAACGGCGGGCAAUUGACGGGCAAUAACAUCGUCCUCGGAGCAUCGGCAGAGCACGUCAAUGGCUACAUCAAGCACGUCAUGCGCCAUCACAAGGGUAGAGGAGGAGGUCACUGCCCACUAAUCAACCGUACCGCAACCACUCCCGUCCGCCACCAGGCCAGCAACAAAAUCAUGUCCGAAUUUCCGGUUGAAAGUCAAACGAUGAGCGGCAUCGGUUCCGACAUGACGGCCACAGCGGACGGCGCCUUGGCGAACGGGCUGAGUUCAAGCGGAAGCAGCACGACGACAGCAAGUGGACGUAGUUCGGCCGCGUCGCAGCAACCGCCGCAAGGCGACGUGGCGGCCAUGAUCGAGAAUUUCCAGCACAAGAAAAGUGGCGCUAGUAGCCACAGCACAGCAUCCAUGCUGAACCGGAUCAAUCACCAUCAGAGCAGUAAUAUUACAGUGCCCGGCACGGGUGCCACCGCAUCGAUGGUUGUCACCUCCGGCUCGCCCGGCACCACCCUCAUCAUUGGCAACACGAAUCCGACGCAACAGCAAGUCGUUUCGUCCACAUCGUCGUCCACCAGCAGUUCACGUGUCAAACGCUCUUCUCAGGUGAUGCAUCAUUCAAUGUCGUCGAGCGAGAUUUCGUCCAGCAACAAGCACAGCAGUCAGCUGCAGUCGUCCAGCUCGAAAAUGAGCACGCAAGAGUUGACAUCGAAUUUGUCUGAACUCAAAUCCAGCAUGUCCGAAAUGAAAUCCAGUUUGUCCUCACACCUGGUGGCCGCUGCCAACGCCGCCGCUCAAUCGUCUGCUAAAUUUCCAUCCGCCGGACUCCUUCAAGGGUCACUUGAAGGAUUGAACAUGGUUAAUGCCGAUGGAACAGAUUUAGCCAUCGUCGAUGUGGAUCACGACUUUGGUGUAGUAGCCAAUCCGGCUGGCUGUUUGGCUACCCUCAACAACAAUAACAUUAACAGUUCGAAUUCCGCUGGAAAUGGCGGCAAAUCAUCCGAAAUGAAAUUCGAACAGACUCGAGUUGCGUCGGCCACGUCGACGAAAAUCACGCACGGCGAUGGUUACAGCAGCGAAGAAGCCACGGCCAACGCCUCGCACAGCCGACGCUUGCAAGCCGACGGCCUUCAUUACGAAGAGUCGGGCCAAGCCGCCGCAAUGAAAGCAAGGCUCGAAAUGGAUGGUGUCACUGCCGAGAAAGCCGCCGCAGUUAAACAGGAACAGAGAUCGUUAAAGGCCGGCGACAUGUCGCAACAGGAAAGUAGGACGACAGCAGCUGCCAGCAUGAAACUUACAACAGACAAUUUCAGUGCCGAAAAGGUUGCCAUGGCCACUCAGCAGCAGAAGCAAACGGUUACUUCAUCCGGUCGCUUCAAUCAAGAACGCCACGCUGCGGCUUCAUCUCAGUCUAAAUUAACCAUUAACGCCAAAUCCGUCCGUAAGGAAUUGUCCGUCGUUUCGUCAUCUCAGAUGAACGGAACGUUGGUCUCGUUGGAAGAUGCUGAUCUUAUGUCAUCGCUGCCUUCGCUGGACGAUUUGGACAUUUUGGAUUCGUCUUCCGAUUUGGCUGACGUCGAACAAGCCAAGGCCAAAUAUACGGGCGUCAUGUCGAGUUGUGUAGAGCGGCUCAAGGAAAUGGCCUCACGCAGCAAGCAGAGCCACAUGAUGCCUUGCUAUCUUGACCGGGUCAGCCAAAUGGUUGGCAAAGCUUGGGCCGUUCCAGCGCCGCACGGUCAAUCACUCGCCUCUUCCCUGUGCGACGUCUUGCGCGAUAACGGCGGACUCGACGUUCUCAUUAACAACUGCGUGGCAGACGACAGCAAUCUCCAACUGUCCAGCGCUCGCCUCCUGGAACAGUGUCUCACGCAAGAGAACCGAGAAUACGUCGUCGAAUGCGGACUCGAUAAGGUAGUGUCAGUGGCGUGCGGCUGUACAGAGCCGUCGGCCCAGGUGGACCAAUCGAGAGUCGGCACAGGCUUACUGGAACACCUGUUCCAGCACAACGACGUGACGUGCAGUGAAGUGGUGAAGCUUGGCGGUUUAGAUGCUGUGGUGCGAGAAUGUCGCCGAUCGGACGUGGAAAUCCUGCGACACUGCGCCGGUGCCCUGGCCAACUUGUCUUUGUACGGUGGCGCCGAGAACCAGGAAGCCAUGAUCAAACGUCAAGUGCCCAUGUGGCUCUUUCCACUGGCCUUCCACACGGACGAUAACAUUAAAUAUUACGCCUGUCUAGCCAUCGCUGUUUUGGUGGCCAAUAAGGAAAUCGAAGCGGCCGUUCUGCAGUCAGUGACUUUGAAUCUGGUGGAACCUUUUGUCUCGACCCAUAACCCGUACGAAUUCGCCAAUACGGUGGCAGCUACAUGGCAGCACCACGCCCGACGAGGGCUGGGGCAGUCGAAAAACUGGCUCAGGCGGUUGGUGCCUGUUUUGAACUCUAAGCGCGAAGAAGCUCGCAAUUUGGCCGCCUUUCAUUUUUGUAUGGAAGCCGGAAUCAUCCAGAAGAGUCAGGGAAGUACGGACAUUUUCAGCGAAAUCGGUGCCAUCGAUCCGCUUAAAUCCGUCGCUUCGUCACCGAACGCCAUCGCGUCCAAGUAUGCGGCCCAGACGCUGCGUCUUAUCGGCGAGGAAGUGCCGCACAAAUUGAGUCAGCAGGUGCCCCUGUGGUCCAACGAAGACGUGCGCGAAUGGGUCCGCCAAAUUGGAUUUGACGGCCACUGCGAAAGCUUCGCCGACGUCUGUAAAGUCGAUGGAGAUCUUUUGCUGCAGCUGACGGAAGAGAUGCUCCGAGACGACAUCGGAAUGCGCAAUGCCAUACUGAGAAAGCGUUUUAUGCGAGAGCUUGCCAUUCUUAAAAAGAUGGCGGAUUACAGCAGCUGUGACAAAUCGAGUCUGAACGAUUUCUUGCAGUCAUUAGAUCCGGCAUUUUGCGCUUAUACUUACUCGAUGCUCAACUCAGGCGUGGACAAAAAGAGUCUCCGUCUCUUGUCUGAAGAGCAACUGGAGACGGAAUGUGGCAUUACCAAUUCGAUCCAUCGGCAGCGCAUCUUUGACGCUAUCCGGUGCGAGAACGGUAUCUACGACUACCUUGAUAACAAGCCACUCGAUGCUUUUAUCAGUUACCGGCGAUCCACCGGAUCCCAAUUGGCCAGUCUACUUAAAGUCCAUCUUCAGUUGAGGAAUUUUACCGUCUUCAUCGAUGUCGAGCGGCUGGAAGCGGGCAAAUUCGACAAUAAUCUAUUACAGUCCAUCAGCCAAGCCAAGUAUUUCCUAUUGGUGCUGACGCCAAACGCGCUGGAUCGCUGCCUGGGCGACGAUGAACGCAAGGAUUGGGUCCAUCGAGAAAUUGUUGCUGCCCUAGAAUCGAACUGUAAAAUCAUCCCCAUUAUUGACAACUUUCAAUGGCCGUUGCCAGAAGAUCUGCCUGAAGACAUGCGAGCUGUUUGCUACUUUAACGGCGUCCGAUGGGUCCAUGACUACCAGGAUGCUUGUGUGGAUAAGUUAGACAAAUUCAUGCGAGGCGAUGCUUAUGGUAAAGGAGGAGAUCACAUCCACGGCCGGCGACCCCAGGACGGAAUGCUGACUCCGUCGUACACUCCGGGUUCGGCGUCGAUUCUGCAACCUGGCGCCGGUUUGUUGAAUCGCAAUUGCAAUAAUGGCAACGGGGUCCAGCCCAUGCCCCCCACAUACCAAAGGCAAGGAAGCAAUGAAAGCGGCAAAGGCUCUUAUUCGUCCGACAAAGAAAUGGGCGGCGUCGGGACUAAUGGAUUCUGCAAUGGUGUCGGUGGCGGAGGUGGCGGAGGAGCUAUAUCGGUAGCUAAUCCGGUAGCUCUUCACAGAAGCCAUCUUCGAGCUGUUUCUCCUAUUUGUGCUCAACGUAGUCCCAGUCCAAGUCGAUCACCUCUUCAACAGCAACAACAGCAGCACGGUCCCGGUCAAUGGCAGAAGCGUUUAUUAUUAAGGGGCUCAGCCGGGGAGCGAGCGGCCAGUCCAUCUCGUUCCAUUUCUCCUCGUCCCAUUCCCAUUAGUCCACUUGUCCAGCGUCGAAUCUCGGCGGGUCAACAUUUGCCGGCACCGUUCUUCAAUCACGCUCGCAAUGGAUGGGUGACGCCCAUUGGUUCACUACCAGCGGGUGAACUACCGAGGUCUCGUAGCCUGGACACUGGUCUGUUCCAAGACGCCCAGCUGGAUCACAGCCCCAAUCAUCCGCCGCAAAUCAACGAGGUGGUCAUUCCUGAUACUAGUGACUCUGAAGAGCACGACGAUGUGAUUGAAUCACCGCCUGUACGAACCGAGCCACCACCCGUUCGACCCAACACGUUAUUUAUGAAGUCACCAUCUCCCCCCGUAGUCGUUGUCCAGCAACCCAGUCCGACGACUGAGCGUCCUAGCCGUAGGGAUCGUGCAUCAGUGGACAGAACCAAAUUUAAAGCGGCUCAGAUUAUUGGAGCGGCCAUCAACCAGGCGGCUGGAACGCGUAAACCUCCUCGGCGGUCAACAACGGGAGAUGAUGAAUCCACGGAGCCUACCACACCUACCGGAUCUGCCAAAUUCGUUGAUCGUUGCGUCAAUAAAAUGAAAACUUUGAUCAAUAAAAGUGUCAAGAAAGAUAAUGCCAUCCUGAAUGAACAGUUGGUAGCAUAUGAAAAUGCUGCACAGUUCAACAGAGAAAUAGAACCAAUGGUUUCUUGUGGUCUGAUUAACAUGCUCAAUCCACUGAACAUCCUUCAUUUGUUUGAACAAAUUCCUGAUGAAGAUAUUCAAUUCCUCUUGAUGAAUCCUGAGCAAGGUCAUCCCAAGGAUAUGAUCCUGACCCGCGUGCCCGUCCCGCCAGUUUGCAUCCGACCUUCUGUGGUGUCAGAUUUAAAGUCAGGAACAAAUGAAGAUGACUUGACAAUGAAACUGACGGAAAUUGUUUUCUUGAACGACGUGAUAGUUAAGCACCGUCUCAUGGGUGCUAAAAGUCAAAUGAUACUCGAAGAUUGGGAUUUUUUGCAGUUGCAAUGCGCCCUUUAUAUUAACAGUGAAUUAUCCGGCAUCCCACUAAACAUGCAGCCAAAAAAGGCAUCUCGUGGUAUCGUUCAACGCCUUAAAGGCAAACAGGGACGUUUUCGUGGAAAUCUUUCAGGAAAACGUGUCGAUUUCUCGGGUAGAACGGUUAUUUCACCCGAUCCAAAUUUGCGGAUCGACCAAGUUGGCGUUCCAGAAUUGGUUGCCAAGAUUUUGACUUUCCCUACUCGCGUGAACGAAGCAAAUAUUGAGCUCAUGAGGAAGCUAGUCAGAAAUGGAGCAGACGUUUAUCCCGGCGCCAAUUAUCUUCAAGAGAAAGACUCAGAUUUUAAAAAAUUUCUUAAGUAUGGAAACCGCGACAGUAUAGCCCGCAAUCUGAAGUUAGGGGAUUUGAUUGAAAGGCAUAUGAUGGAUGAAGAUAUAGUCUUAUUCAAUCGCCAACCAUCUCUGCACAAGCUAUCUAUUAUGUGCCACAGGGCAAAGGUUUUACCUCAUCGUACUUUCCGCUUUAAUGAAUGCGUCUGUACGCCCUACAAUGCAGAUUUUGAUGGAGAUGAGAUGAAUCUCCAUCUUCCCCAAACAGAAGAAGCCCGAGCUGAAGCCUGGAUUCUAAUGGGAAAUAAGUACAAUUUAGUGACUCCGCGCAACGGCGAAUUGCUAAUAGCAGCCAUUCAGGAUUUCAUCACUGGGGCGUACCUACUGACUUUAAAGGAUGCGUUCUUUGAUCGAGCCAAAACCUGUCAAAUGGUUGCAUCAAUGCUUGCAGCUGAUGAGGUGAAUAUGGUCAUCAAACUUCCGCCUCCAUGUAUUCAAAAACCCGCAGCCCUUUGGUCAGGAAAACAGAUUUUUAGUCUUAUUCUUCGACCCAACCCUGGAAAUCGCAUUAAGGUCAACUUGAGAACCAAGGGAAAAGAAUACUCGAAAAAAAAUGAGGAGUUUUGUAUCAACGACGGAUUCCUUUUGGUUCGGAAUUCCGAGGUGCUUGCCGGUUGUGUCGAUAAAUCUACAAUUGGCUCCGGUUCAAAAAUAAAUAUAUUUUACGUGUUACUGCGUGACUACGGAGAGGAUUUCGCCAUCCAGGCUAUGUGGAAACUCUGCCGUGUAGCCUCAUAUUACAUGAUGAACCGAGGAUUUUCCAUCGGCAUUGGAGAUGUUACACCUGGAAAAACUUUGCUGAAAGAAAAACAAAUACUUUUGGACAGUGGUUACGCCAAGUGCGACGAAUACAUUCGUCUUCUCACCAUAGGUCAACUGCCUUGCCUUCCCGGUUGCAAUGAAGAAGAGUCAUUAGAAUCAAAAAUAUUAAAAGAACUUUCCGGAAUUCGUGACCAGGCCGGAGAGGUUUGCAAAAAAGAGCUGCAUCCAAGUAACAGCCCGUUAGUCAUGUCCAAAAGCGGGUCCAAAGGAUCGUACAUUAAUAUAUCCCAAAUGAUUGCCUGUGUCGGCCAGCAAGCCUUGAAUGGCAAACGAGUUCCUAAUGGUUUUGAAGAUCGUAGUUUGCCCCACUUUAAGAGGCAUUCCAAAAUCCCCGCUGCCAAAGGAUUUGUUUCAAACAGUUUCUAUUCGGGACUAACGCCUACAGAAUUCUUUUUCCACACAAUGGGUGGACGUGAGGGUCUGGUGGAUACUGCCGUAAAGACUGCCGAAACUGGGUACAUGCAACGACGACUUGUAAAGUCAUUGGAAGAUCUUUGUUGCCAAUAUGAUUCAACGGUAAGAAAUUCUACCGGUGAGAUCAUUCAGUUUGUUUAUGGAGGCGAUGGUUUAGAUCCCACCUACAUGGAAGCCAAAGAUCGGCCUGUGGAUUUUCAAAGAGCACUUGAUCACAUCAAAGCAGCCUCUCCUUAUGCCGAUGAAGAUCCGUUAGAUCACAUUGAAUCACAACAAGCUUUUAAUACAAUUAUGGAGACGGAGGCCUUCAAAUCCCUUGGGGUCGACUUCAAACAUGAACUCAGAAUUUUUGUGGAGGAUCAAGUCAAACGUAUCCGUAAGAUACGGGAGCGUUAUAAGAUGGAAGGUCGGCCACUGUUAACUGUAGAAAAACAAUUGGAGCGCAUAACCGUUGGUCAACUAGUAGAGUUCUGCGAAUUUUCCAAAGAGAAGUAUCAUCGUGCUAAAAUCGAACCGGGAACGGCUGUCGGAGCCCUUUGCGCGCAAAGCAUUGGCGAACCGGGCACUCAAAUGACACUAAAGACUUUUCACUUCGCUGGUGUGGCAUCGAUGAACAUCACACAGGGAGUUCCUAGGAUUAAGGAAAUCAUCAAUGCCUCAAAGGCCAUCAGUACACCUGUUAUCUCCACCCAGCUCCUAAUUGAUAACGACCCGGAAUAUGCACGACGAGUAAAAGGAAGGAUAGAAAAAACUAUGCUCGGAGAAGUGACGGAAUAUUUCGAAGAAGUAUAUCUGCCUGAUGACUGUUUCAUGUUGAUUAAAUUAGACAUGAACCGAAUCCGGUUGCUUAAACUAGAGGUGGAUGCAAAUUCUAUCCAGUGGAGCCUCUGUACAUGUAAACUGAAAAUAAAACCAGCUUUCAUCAAAGUCAUUAGUGAAACAAUAGUCAUUGUCAAGCCCGCUCCUUCUGCAAAAUCGUCAAUGUAUCAUGUGAUGCAGUUCCUCAAAGAACAAUUGCCUAGGGUCGUCAUAAAGGGUUUGCCAACUGUUAGCCGAGCUGUCAUCAACAUCGACGAUACAAGAAAACCGCCUAGGUAUUAUUUGCUUGUAGAGGGUGACAAUAUGCGCGAAGUGAUGGCGACCUACGGCGUUCGAGGAACUUCAACUACCUCUAACAAUAUCCUGGAAGUCUUUAGCACUUUAGGAAUAGAAGCUGCCAAGGCAACAAUUGCCAAAGAAAUCCAGUAUACAAUGGAAAGUCAUGGCAUGAGUGUCGAUCGUCGUCAUGUCGCCUUGUUAUCCGAUCUGAUGAGUUGUCGUGGUGAAAUCUUGGGCAUCACCAGAAAUGGUUUGGCUAAAAUGAAGGAGUCCGUUUUGAUGUUAGCGUCGUUUGAGAGAACUUCCGACCAUCUAUUCGAUGCAUCUUAUUAUGGCCAAGAGGACGAGAUCACUGGCGUAAGCGAGUGCAUCAUUAUGGGAAUACCAAUGUCAAUUGGAACUGGAGCUUUCAAGUUACUGCAUAAAACGGGGAAUACCAUUCCACCAAAACCAAGGCAACUUAUUUUUGAUGUACCAAAAUAUCACGUACCAAUGGUAUAAAUGAUAAAGUUAACAAUAAUAGAAUCUCAGUAUUAAGUUUAACGACGAACUGUUGAAUUUUGAAUUAAACUUGGUUUUCUUAGUUCA